CGGUUUCUCUCUCUCUCUCUCUCUCUCUCUCUCCCCCUACGACGCAGAAAUGACGAAGCUCAGGAAGCUCGGCCGGCCAACGGGCCACCGUACGUCCAUGCUUAGGACUAUGGCCUCCCAGUUGGUGAAGCACGAGCGUAUUGAGACCACCGUCGCUAAGGCGAAAGAGGUUCGUCGUCUUGCUGAUAAUAUGGUUCAACUCGGCAAAGAGGGCACUCUCGCUGCUGCAAGGAGGGCUGCGGGUUUUGUGCGGGGAGACGAUGUUCUUCACAAACUUUUCACAGAACUGGCUUAUCGAUACAAAGACAGAGCUGGUGGAUAUACAAGAGUGCUUAGGACUCGUAUAAGAGUUGGCGAUGCUGCAUCGAUGGCCUAUAUCGAGUUUAUCGACAGAGAGAACGAGCUUAGGCAAUCAAAACCAGCAACACCUCAACCACCACCGCGAGUGCCUAUGGAUCCAUGGGCGAGAUCCCAUUUCACCUGUCAGUUCGCACCACCUAAGGAGGAGAAGAGCUUGGAUUCCUCGGAUUCUGAACUGUAAUGGUGAUGGAGAAAGCUCUCUGUUACUGUAAGUCACCAAAGAUUACUUUGUUCUUUUGCCUUAAAACCUUCUAUCCGCUGUUUCCUGUCUGUUGCAAUGUCUUAUAC
This is a messenger RNA of Tarenaya hassleriana, 648 nucleotides long. Its product is annotated as 50S ribosomal protein L17. The coding region runs from base 50 to 541 and encodes 163 amino acids. The record is from RefSeq and is a predicted model, not a curated record. Gene Ontology annotation, biological process: translation. NCBI's taxonomy places the organism in Eukaryota, Viridiplantae, Streptophyta, Magnoliopsida, Brassicales, Cleomaceae. The transcript has 6 exons. Gene Ontology annotation, cellular component: large ribosomal subunit; ribosome. Gene Ontology annotation, molecular function: structural constituent of ribosome.